AGCCCUGGCCGCCCCGCCCCCUUUGCAGCUGCUGUUCGCGUCCCCACCCCGCUUGCUCGGCCCUUUCUGCACUGUCAUCUGCCCCGGGGAGGCUCAACUCCGGAGUGGGGCCGUCCGAAACGCUCCGGACCACAAGCCGGACUCCACCCAGCAGGCAGGGAAAGGAAACAGAUUGGGCAGAAUAUCGUGCCUCACCACCAGCCGCGGAGCUCGAAGGUCUUCCGCUGAAGAACCAUCCAGACUCUGCCGAGGUGAACUUAGAUCACUCCUGGGAGAAGUCAGUGUGUGGGAACGCCAGCCGCCGCCCCACCCCCCCCCACCCCCCGCCCCAUUUCUCUCCUCCUUGAUAUAGCCCAAACAUGGGCAACGUGCAGGAGCGGCCAUCGGAGACCAUUGACCGGGAACGGAAACGGCUGGUAGAUACGUUGCAGGCUGACUCUGGGCUGCUGCUGGACACGCUGGUGGCCCGGGGCGUGCUCACCGGGCCUGAGUAUGAAGCCUUGGAUGCGCUGCCUGAUGCAGAGCGCAGGGUGCGCCGCCUGCUGCUGUUGGUGCAGAGCAAAGGCGAGGCAGCCUGCCAGGAGCUCCUGCGCUGUGCCCAGCAUACUGUGCGUGUGCCCGACCCCGCCUGGGAUUGGCAGCACGUGGGGCCUGGCUACCGGGACCGCAGCUAUGACCCUCCAUGCUCAGGUCACUGGACGCCUGAGGCACCCAGUUCAGGGACCGUAUGUCCUGGGCUGCCCAGAGCUUCAGAGCAAGAGGAGAUUGGAGGUCCGGAGGGCUCUGAGGCAGUGCACUCUGGAACCCCAGAGGAGCCAGGACUAGAAGCUGAAGCCUCUGAAGGGGAUGAACCGAACCUGGAACAACAAACGGAACCGGAACCAGAGCCAGAGGUAGAACCAGAGCCAGAGGUAGAACCGGAGCCGGAACUGGAGCCGGAACCGGAGCCGGAGCUGGAGCCGGAGCCGGAGCCGGAGCCGGAGCCUGAGCCGGAGCCGGAGCCGGAGGAACCUGACUUCCAAGAAGAUGAGUCUGAAGAUUCCUGAAGGCCAGAAUCCUAACCUGUACAAAUCCUAUCCAAGCUGGAUAAGACCUAGGAACCUGCCAGAGCUUGACCCAAAUGCACCAAGACUCCAUUUACUGCAAAAUGAAUAAACUUGGGAGGGUUAGCCUGGACCUGA
Onychomys torridus (southern grasshopper mouse) is the source of this 1181-nucleotide messenger RNA. RefSeq names its product nucleolar protein 3 (gene Nol3). The transcript is spliced from 4 exons. Gene Ontology annotation, molecular function: death receptor binding; caspase binding; death effector domain binding. NCBI's taxonomy places the organism in Eukaryota, Metazoa, Chordata, Mammalia, Rodentia, Cricetidae. Gene Ontology annotation, cellular component: mitochondrion. Gene Ontology annotation, biological process: negative regulation of extrinsic apoptotic signaling pathway; negative regulation of intrinsic apoptotic signaling pathway; negative regulation of release of cytochrome c from mitochondria. The coding region runs from base 360 to 1046 and encodes 228 amino acids. The record is from RefSeq and is a predicted model, not a curated record.